This is a messenger RNA of Mitosporidium daphniae, 621 nucleotides long. Its product is annotated as ferritin. Gene Ontology annotation, cellular component: cytoplasm. The coding region runs from base 1 to 621 and encodes 206 amino acids. Gene Ontology annotation, biological process: intracellular iron ion homeostasis; iron ion transport. Lineage: Eukaryota; Fungi; Microsporidia. Gene Ontology annotation, molecular function: ferrous iron binding; ferric iron binding. The record is from RefSeq and is a predicted model, not a curated record. The transcript has 2 exons.
AUGGCGGGCGAUGAGACGCAAAGGAGAAGAAAAAGUACCAGACAAGCCAUUGAUCGAAAGUCGGAUAAAAAUGCUUAUUUAAUUUGCCAUUCCCUUCCCAUGUAUUCUUCCAAACAAAAUUUUUCUGAAGCAUGCGAGACCGCCCUGAACAAGCAAGUUAACAUGGAGCUGGGUGCGUCGUAUUCCUACAUGUCUAUGAGUGUCUUUUGCUCCAAAGAUGGCGUUGCUCUUCCGGGUCUUGCAGCCUACUGUGCUAAAAUGUCACUUGAAGAAAGAGAUCACGCCCUGAUGCUACAAGACUACAUCAUCAAGCGUGGAGGGCAAGUUACAUAUGAUACGAUUGCUCCACAUCCGAAGGCUUCGGCGUGGAAAUCUGCUCUUGAAAUUGUGGAGGCAAUGUUGGAAUUGGAAAAAUCUGUCAACGUGUCUCUGCUUGACCUAAACAAGCUUGCUUCCCUGAAAGAAGAUGCCCAUCUUUCCGACUUUAUUGAGGGCACCUUCCUUUCGGAACAGGUAGACAGUAUCAAAGAGCUGGUUGACAUGCUUGUCCAGUUGCAACGAGCUGGUGUCGAUGGCCUUGGCCUUUACAUUUGGGACCAAAAUUUGUUGUCUAAAAACUAG